Naegleria fowleri is the source of this 699-nucleotide messenger RNA. RefSeq lists its product as uncharacterized. The transcript has a single exon. Gene Ontology annotation, molecular function: GTP binding; GTPase activity. NCBI's taxonomy places the organism in Eukaryota, Heterolobosea, Eutetramitea, Acrasida, Naegleriidae. The record is from RefSeq and is a predicted model, not a curated record. Bases 1 to 699 code for a protein of 232 amino acids.
AUGUCAUACCUUACUACAAACAACAACUUUGGAUCUUCCACUUCUUACUCUGAUUAUCGACCUUGGGAAUACGACAUCUUGGUCAAAAUAUUAAUCGUUGGAAACUCGGGCGUUGGUAAAUCAUGCCUUCUCGUUCGAUACAGCGAUGAUGAAUUCUAUGAAUCUCACCUCUCUACUAUUGGAGUGGAUUUCAAAAUCAAGACACAAACACUUCAAGAUCACAGAGUGGCUAAAAUACAAUUAUGGGAUACAGCAGGACAAGAACGAUUUGGCCAAAUUGUUUCAGGUUAUUAUCGAUCUUCGAAUGGCAUCAUGAUUGUGUUUGAUUUGACCGAUGAGAAAUCAUUUCGUGAAGUUGGUAAAUGGUUGGAUCAAAUUUCCAAGUAUGGUUCAGAGAAUACACCAAUGGUUCUCGUUGGAAACAAAUCAGAUUUAGUCUCAAAGAGAGUCAUUGAUCGUCGAGUGGCUGAAGAGUUUGCCAAGAAUAUGGGAAUGGAAUAUAUUGAAACAAGUGCCAAGAAUUCGACUGGUGUGGAUGUGGCAUUUGACAAGAUGCUUCAAGCUGUCAUCAAAUCACAAAAUUAUAUUGACAAUCAUCCAAAUAAUAAGAAAAAGACAGAUUCUUCGACGACUGUGAUUGGCCCAGGUUUGAGAGGAACCACCACAGUGACGGACAACAAUACCUGUUGUUGGAAAUAA